AUGGUUGCUGAAAAGGAAAAGGAAAUAGGUAGAUUGAAGGAGUUUGUCGAGGCAGAGAAGAGAAGGUAUGAUUCUGAGAGGAAGAAAGGCGAUGAAAUGUCUCAGCAGUUAGAAGACGAUAAGAAGACAAUUGAGGAUUUCAAACAGAAGAUCAUUGAACUCUCACCCUUGACAAAGCAUGUUGAAAUGGCUACUCACAACAAGGUUAAAGCUGAAAGUACAAAAAUGAUGCUUUUGAAAAACAAACUAAAGCUUGAAAAGCCACCAGCAAAGCACACCAGACCAAAAAUAUAUGUUGGAAGCAAGCCGCUGGAAUAUCUAGGCCAUAUCAUUUUCCAGCAAGGGGUGGCAGCAAACCUAAAGAAGGUAGAGGCCAUGGAGAAGUGUCCAAUUCCAAAAAAUCCCAAGGCUUUACAAGGAUUUUUGGGCUUCAUGGGCUAUUACAAACGUUUUGUACAACGAUAUGGUAAGAUUGUUAAACCACCCACACAAUUAUUAUUUAAAGAUGGCUUUCAUUGGACAAUAGAGGCUCAACAUGCUUUUGAGGCCUUGAAGAAGGUUGUUUCUCAACUACUAGUUUUGGCAGUUAUUGAUUUUUCUAAAUCAUUUACUCUAGAAACGGAUGCUUCUAGCAAAAGGUCUAAGGCUGCCUAA
Messenger RNA from Vigna angularis (adzuki bean), 654 nucleotides. RefSeq lists its product as uncharacterized. The coding region runs from base 1 to 654 and encodes 217 amino acids. The record is from RefSeq and is a predicted model, not a curated record. NCBI's taxonomy places the organism in Eukaryota, Viridiplantae, Streptophyta, Magnoliopsida, Fabales, Fabaceae. The transcript is spliced from 4 exons.